This is a messenger RNA of Rhipicephalus sanguineus (brown dog tick), 2330 nucleotides long. Its product is annotated as solute carrier family 22 member 7. The record is from RefSeq and is a predicted model, not a curated record. Lineage: Eukaryota; Metazoa; Arthropoda; Arachnida; Ixodida; Ixodidae. The transcript has 3 exons. Gene Ontology annotation, biological process: transmembrane transport. Gene Ontology annotation, molecular function: transmembrane transporter activity. The coding region runs from base 1 to 2058 and encodes 685 amino acids.
AUGGACAUUUGCGACGACGUCAGCGCCAAGACAACGACCCCGACUAUCCUUCAGGGCUUCGUCCUGUCCGACGCUCGGGAUAUCCUGCAGGAAAACGUCUACGUCAUUUUGGGCCACGGCAAGUUCCAGAGGCAAGUGCUGAACUGUGCCGUUUUCUCCGUGAUCGUGCUGCUCCUCCACGCGUUCGCCUACCGCAUCAUCGGCCGUCCCGUGGACCACUGGUGCCGACAGCCCGACAAUCUGCACGAUUUCACGGUUCAGGAGUGGAAGAACGUCGCGAUUCCCGUGCUGGCCGAUGGCAGCUACAGCAAGUGCAGCGUCUACGACCCGCCGGUUCCGGACGGGAGCCAAGAGGAACGCCGGACGGUUCCUUGCGACCAGUGGGACUACGACAUCAAGAACAAGGAAGACGACGUCAUCAGCCGCUGGGACCUGGUAUGCCAGUACAGCUGGCUCUAUUCCCUCUCCUCGUCCGUCUACAUGCUGGGCCCGAUGCUGUUGGUGCCACUAGCCGGCUUCGUUUCGGACCGCUUUGGACGCAGGCCGACCAUGAUGGCGAGCGCCAUCACCAUGCUCUUCUCCUGCCUCGGUGCUGGCUCUUCGCGCUCCUUCGGCGUGUUUCUGGUUGCCCGCUUCAUGGUCUCGGCCGCCGCCAGCGCCACCAACUUGCUCGUAUUCGUCGUGCUCUACGAGGCGCUCGUGGUCGCCUGGUGCUACUGCAUAGACGAGUCCCCCGUCUGGCUUCUGGCUGUCGGCAAUGUUCAGCAAGCGGAACUGACCAUCCUGCAAGGGGCCAGAUACAACGGCGUCGACCUAGGGAAGGCAAGGGUUACUUUCAAGGCCUUCAGGAAACAACUAGAGCGGCUGGAAAUGGCCGCCUCUGCGGGACCCGCCGAGUGCGGCGGAACCAAUAGCACGGAGAGUGUGGGGCGCGUCGUCAAGUGGCGCAGACAAGUCGCGUCGGUGCUCCUGUCGUGGUUCGCCGUUUCGCUCGCCUACUACGGCACAGCCUUCCUUUCCUUGUACUUGGAGGAGCACUGGGAGUUGACGGGUCUCCUGCUCAAGGCGCUGCUGUUCGUCACUGUCCACGACAGCAUCACCAGGCGGGGCCAGAGGGUGACGCUGUCCGGCCUACUGCUGUUCCUCUGCGCGUCGAGCGUCGUGAAGACGGCCGUCGUCAUGUCGGACGUGAGCGUUGCCAUUCCGCUGCUGAGUAUAAUGGUCGAGGGCAGCUCGGCUGCCUCCUGGUGCGUCACCUGCAUGUACACCACGGAAGUUUUUCCUACCACAACGCGGGGCACGGGGUUGUCCGUGUCGUACUCGGUGGGCCGCGUGGGGGUCAUCCUGGCUACCUGGCUGACUUACGUCGCCUUCCACGGGGUCCCGCUGUGGCUGAACGCAGUGACGACGGUUGUGGUUUUCGUGAGCGCGCUGGCGAUCCAGUGGCUUCCCGAAAUACUCGUGCAGAAGGGGAGGAAUAAGGGCGAAUCGACGCCUCCUAAACCGGCGGUAGAGGAGCAGCGGGAGGAAGACACCAAGGCGACCUUGGCCCAUGAACGAAGAUCCGGCAAGAACGAAGGUGGCGGCGGUAGCCCGAGAAGGUCGUCACCCUCGAAGUCGAACACUCCGCGAGCAGAAGUCGUGACGCAGCCUUCCGCAAAAGCGACGCUUUCGAGGGGCUCGCCGCCCCAAGAGCGCGCGGCUUCGACGCCUAGACGACGGUCCACGCCUCCCAAACCGGCGAUAGAGGAGCAGCGGGAGGCAAACAUCAAGGCGACUCUGACUCAAGAACGAGGGUACCUCAAGAACGAAGGCGGCGGCAGUAGCCCGAAACAAUCGACGCCCUCGAAGUCGCAGCCGAGCACUCCGCAGGCAGAGGUCGUGACGCAGCCUUCGCCAAAAGCGUCGCCGUCGCCCUCUGGGGGCUUGCCGCAGCGAGAGCGUGCGGCUUCGACACCUAUACGUCGGCAGCGCACGCCCACUAAUGGCAAGAAGAGUCCGAAACGUCGCAAAGCUCGCUCAAGCUCUCCGUUGCCAUCGAGGCAGGCUAAAUCGUGACCCAGACGCGUUUCUGUCAGUAGUUUAGACAAGAGAGGUUUCGCUGUGACAUUAUUCUCAUUAUUCCUCUUGCGCUCUUGAACACUUUACACGAAUGUCCUGCAAUUAAACGUUUCGAUAAAGGCUUCACUGCAGUUUAAUUUUGAUUCAUUUUUGGCCACGGAUUCUAGGGCCUGUAUGGUGUUGUGUCGCGUUAGAGAUUCCAGCUAAGCACAUGUUAACAUAGCCCCGUCUAACUUAGCGAGAUGUGCGGGACAUGUGCCCAACGUUGC